Molecule: messenger RNA, 2751 nt
Organism: Mercenaria mercenaria
Lineage: Eukaryota; Metazoa; Mollusca; Bivalvia; Venerida; Veneridae
Product: oxalate:formate antiporter-like
Exons: 6
Coding region: 286-939 (217 amino acids)
Biological process (GO): transmembrane transport
Molecular function (GO): transmembrane transporter activity
Source: RefSeq, a predicted model, not a curated record
UUUAUAUAUUCAUUUACAAAUUUGAAAGCAUCAUUGGUAACGCAUAAAACUCUAAAAGAGAAUGUUUAUUUCAUCUUUGUAAAGGUAAAUUCUGAUUUUGGGGAAAUAUCAAAGUCUAAGUCUAACAAGUUACCUGUAGAACUUAAAAGUUAUAAAAGCAAAGAAGACGUUUCACACGAAGUCAGUGGACAAGUUGCAGUUGUUCAUGACAACUUGGGAUACAAACACGAUGAACGCACGGAGCAGAGCUUUGCACAAAGAGCAACUGAGCUUCCUGAUAACACGAUGGAAUACGAAAAUAAAGAAAUGUCAACAGAAGACAGUAUUCCCAAAGAACUUAGUAUUAUGGAAGCAAUUAAGUUUGCUCUAAGAUGCCGCAGUUUCUAUGUAGUAUGGCUGACAAUAAUGCUGAUGAACGGAGGCAUGCAGUUUAUAAAUGGCCUUUACAAGGCUUAUGAGCUUACAUUUAUAGAUGAUGACCACUUUCUAGCAUUAGUAGGCUCAUUGGCUGCCGUAUUUAAUUGCAUUGGACGUCCGAUCUGGGGAGCUGUUAUGGACAAAACAGGCUUCAGGGUUGCAAUCCGUUGUGUAUCUGGGGGAUUUGUAAUUCUACUUGCUACACUACUUCUUACCGAAUAUUUGCCGAAGUAUCUGUUUUUGGUGUGGAUUUGUGCUUUGUAUUUCUUCUUCUGUGGAAUUUGGUCCAUUAUGCCAGCAACUCUUGCUAAACUUCUGGGUCCACAACACAUGGCUAUCAACUACGGGAUCAUUUAUACGGGACUGUCCUUGGUCAGCAUACUAGGCAGUCUUUUCGGAACGUCGUUAAAGGCAGUGAUUGGAUGGCAUGGGUUGUUUUAUAUGGCAGCCGGACUUGGAGCUUUAGUGUUUCUUAUUUCGUUCUUAUUCAAUGGAGUAGACCGCAAAGGGAAAAGAAUAUGAAAGACAUCGUGAUGAUGAUAACCAAAAUAUCGCCAAACAAAAGUAUUUACUUCUGAACUCAAGGAGCAAUGGCAAACAAACACGCUGAUUAAGGAUAUGGGCGAGAUAUGUUUAAACAGAAUCAUUGUAACAUUAAUGCAUGUUACUAUCUCACACACUUUUGUUUUCUGAUCAUUGUUGCUAUUAUGUAUUCAUCUUGUUAGCUGCUUUACAAAGUGUUGCGAUUUUUUUGUUAAUUUGAUGUUACUUGUGUACAAUAUUCUGAAUAUCUUGGUGUGUUGUCUACAUGUAUGUGUAUUAAUUUUCAAACAAGUAUACUAUGAUCUCUCCCUAAAUGUCACUGUUUAUGUAUGGAACGCGCUCGCUUUCGCUUGUAUAACGUUUCACAAGAUAAAUAUUUGAAUUUCUAGGAAGAUGGAAACUUAUAAAACACAAUCAUUUAAACAAAAACAUUUCCUAGGCUUUGUUGAUAUUAAUGUAUUUUACUUCACUGAAGUAAAUAAAAUAAAAUACAGAUGUUAUAAUUAUCGAUGUACCAAUGAGGUUACCUAAAAGUUAGUCUACACAAAUUAUCACUGCAGCACACGUGACAUGUCGCCGUCCGGUUAGAUGCAUGGCUUCCUAGGCUAGUGGUGCUAACCAUAAUUAAGGUAUAUCUGGUUGUUGUUGGUGAACAUGUGUUCAGUAUAUUUAUAUCUAUUCUUUGGAAUAUAAAACAAGAAUCUAUGAGACAUCCAUAGUUCUAUUAAAAAUUUGCAUGAGAAAACAUACAAACUUUAUGACAUGCUUAUGUUUGAUAUUUCUGUUUAUCAUUUGAAAUCAAUAUAAUUAGAAAGAAACUGAAUUGGACAUGUUAUCUUGGUUUCAUCACAACGGAUAACUCAGAGUCUGAACGUAUAGCAGUUUUAAAAGAUGAAAGCGCUAACCGUCACAAUCAUCAAUGUACGAAUACCUUUACUUAUUUGAGCCGUGCCAUAAGAAAACCAACAUAGUGGCUUUGCGUCCGCGCAGUCUUGUCAGGAUCCAUGCUGUUCGCUUUCAAAGCCUAUUGCAAUUAGAGAAACCGUUAGCGAACAGCAUGGAUUCUGACCAGACUGCGCUGAUGCGCAGGCGCGCAGGCUGGUCUGGAUCCAUGCUGGUCGCAAAGCCACUAUGUUGGUUUUCUCAUGGCGCGGCUCAUUUAUUCCAUUUCGUUAAGUGAAAAUACAAAUAUAUUCGAAAAAGAAAACGUUUAUCUUGUUUCUUGUAUAACAGCAGUAUAGACACACUGCAAAUUAUGAGAUCAAUUAUGUAUAAUUUUGCGAAUGCACUUAAUUUAAUAAAUAUGACACACUAAUCAAAUUCAAUAUUUCAUUUCAAUAAACAGAGAGUUUAAUCAGUUCCAUACUGAAGGCUCGUAACCAUGAAUAUAACUGAAUCAUUUAGAAAAGCUUUCACGGUGUUGUGAAUUAAUAUGCACGUACAUGAUAGUGAGCUAAUUACAAGGCAUAGCGAAAGACAAAACUGAAAUUUUCUCACGUCGCUGAUUACAGAAGUGCUCUGUGUUCAUGUAUAACUUUGAUGAUAGUUACUCGGAUGUUGUAUUCGAGACGAGCGGAUUUUGACAGGACUGGACCACACGAGGAGCUACUGUUAUCAUGACUCUUGUAUCAAAAACAACCAUCUUUUUUAUUCAAACAUUUUCAGAAGGCCAAACACGCAAACGGAUUUUCACCUAGUGCAGCACUGAUCUUGGUUUCUGCUAGUUCAAUUUUGUUUUAGAUGUACAAGUAAUAUUUUACAGAACAUUUGUAUUAAUGACGUAGGUAUUUU